This is a messenger RNA of Vitis vinifera (wine grape), 795 nucleotides long. Its product is annotated as secreted RxLR effector protein 161-like. The coding region runs from base 1 to 795 and encodes 264 amino acids. The record is from RefSeq and is a predicted model, not a curated record. NCBI's taxonomy places the organism in Eukaryota, Viridiplantae, Streptophyta, Magnoliopsida, Vitales, Vitaceae. The transcript is spliced from 2 exons.
AUGAAAGAUCUUGGUGAUGCCUCCUUUGUCUUAGGAAUCCAGAUACAGCGAGAUCGUUCUAGGGGUAUUUUAGGAUUGUCACAAAGGACCUAUAUUGAUAAAGUCCUCCAAAGGUAUGGCAUGCAAAAUAGCAAACCAGGUGAUACCCCUGUCGCUAAAGGAGACAAAUUCAGUCUUAAUCAAUGCCCUAAAAAUAGUUUAGAAAGUCAAGAAAUGCAGAAGAUUCCUUACGCUUCGGCUGUGGGGAGUCUAAUGUAUGCUCAGGUAUGUACACGUCCGGAUAUUGCGUACAUUGUUGGCAUGUUAGGCAGAUAUCUAAGUAACCCUGGAAUAGAUCAUUGGAGAGCAGCCAAGAGGGUUAUGAGAUAUUUACAGAGAACAAAAGAGUACAUGCUUACAUAUAGGAGAUUGGAUCAGUUAGAGUUGAUUGGGUAUUCCGACUCCGACUUUGCUGGAUGCCAAGACAGCAGAAGAUCCACAUCAGGCUAUAUUUAUCUAUUGGCUGGUGGAGCAAUUUCAUGGAGGUCUGCCAAACAGACACUCGUAACUUCAUCCACCAUGGAAGCAGAGUUUGUAGCAUGUUAUGAGGCAUCCAAUCAAGGAAUAUGGCUACGAAAUUUUGUCACUGGGCCGCAUGUUCUGGAUGAAAAAGUACAGAGUGGACAGAUAUCCAUAGAGCAUAUUGGAACAAACUCCAUGAUAGCGGAUCCGCUUACAAAGGGAUUACCACCCAAGGUCUUUCAUGAGCACACUGCUCGUAUGGGUGUUGUCUCAUUUGAGGAUAUCCAAAUUUAG